UUGGUCUGGCAGCCAGGCAACAGAAACGAGUACAGCUUCGAUACGAUUCGAUACACGUCGUUUUGCCAAAAGCGUAGCAGGGCAGCAAUGAAAAAAAUAAAUGAGGAAAAAAAUUCGUGAAGCGAGAACCGUACAAUUCCCCAACGCGAGUCACGCCAUUGUGUAAGCAAAUAGUUGGCAAUUGUGCGAGUAUUGUGCGAAACGGCCGAAUUCGACCUGACCAGGAUUAGCCCGAGAAUCGCGACCCAAAUGCGAGCGACCCAACGAUGGCACCAGCGCUCACAGCCGAGCCAUUAAGUCCCAAGGAGAAGCUCACAAGUACCGCCUCGCCCUCGGCCCGAAGUUCCUCUUUGGACAGCGGAUCAGUUGCCGGUGGCGGCACAGGAGGAGCAGGUCCGGGCUUAGUGGCCAAGAAGCCAUCGACGCCUACGCCGGCAACGGCCACUACGCGAGUCACCCGCUCCCGGGAAGCGGCGGCCGUAGCAGCCGCAGCGGCAGCAGCAGCGGCGGCUGGCGCUUCGCCAUCAUCGCAGGCAGCCACUAUUCCGCAGCUUCGAUCCUCGCAACCGAACAAUAAACGAAAGUCGGGCGGCAAUAAACCCAGCAAUGAACCAGCAAUGGGGCUGAGCACAGCCCCGACUCCACACAGCUCAAGUAGUAGCGCCAGCGCUGGUUCUUCCACGCCGGAUGCCGCUACGGCCUCCACAAGCGCCACACCAGCGGUGGUGGAGCAAAACAACAAUAGCAGCACCACACACCCCCACAGCAGCUCGCCUAAGGAUAAUUCCACGGCUCAGCUACUGGCGGAUCUGACGAUCAACUUCGAGGAGGCCAUCUCGGCGGAGAUUUGUCUGAGAAAAACGCUGCCGGAGGUGAGCCUUGGUAAGGAACCGGCCACAACGCCGGCAGCUGCCACGAGCUCCAGCUCCACCACUGAAUCCCCUGGUGUAGGCGGCAGCGACGCAGCAGCUGAAGAUCAGUCAAUUCCAGUUGAGGAGGAGCUGCCCAAGAUCGAAACAGAUAACAUUGAGGAGCGCCUCAGUCAGUUGGAUGGCAAUGCCGUUGCCAUGCCAGAGGAGCUGCCGCCUCCUCCGCCUGAGCCAGAGCCACCAACAACACCCAGCAGGCAGCAGCAGACGCCAGUCAAUCAGCAGCAUGAUUCCCCGCGACUGCAAGCGACGCAACAACAACAGCAACAACUAACGCCGCAGAGCAACGCCGGAUCGAUUAAUUUCCUCAAAGACGGGGCAGCUGGCGCUGUGCUGGAGGAUCAGGACAUUGAGGAGGUGCUCAAGGCGCUGAAGACAUUCGACGGUGCCCAUGUCAAUCCAGAUGCCAUCUGUGAUUUUUUCGACGAUGUGUGGGAAGAGACGGCACCCGCUCCGUCCAUAAACACUACGGCGGCGCCUGUAAGCAGUGUCCCCGAGUUGCCAGACAUUAAGCCCAGCUUCAGCGGCUCCAGCAUCCUUCCCAGCAACAGCAGUCUUUCCACUGCGAACGUGAGUGUUAAGCCGGAUCGACCUUGGCAGGAGAGGCACGCUGAGCUGGAGCAGCAGCAACACUUGAUUUCGCGCCGGAUCGAAUUUCUGUUGCGCCGAAUGCGCAAGUUCCAGGCGCGGCAAAUGUGUCGCCAUGCCAGCGGAGAGGUGGCCGGCAUUCUGGAAUGGUCCGCCCGCAGUUCCCACAAGGCUCCCAAUCCGGCCAGGAGUGCCACUCUCUCCGAGCGGGAGGCAACUGUUCUGUCGAUUGUCUCCGGACGACCGGACACUGCAUUCUGGGAGGAGCAGAAAAAGCAUCCACUGCCUGCCAGCCAGAUGAGCAGUGUAAUUCGGCAUAUUGGUACAGCGGCCCGGCAUCAGCAGAUUUCCCACGCGGCCACCGGUACCUCGGCCACCUUGGCUCCAUCUUCCAGCUGGUUCAACAGCGCCAACUCCACAACGGUGCCGAGCAAGCGUCCGCGUAAGAAUCAGUUGGAUCCCACGACCGGAGCAGGAGCAGCAGCAACAACGGCAGCGGCUGCGAGUUUAUCGGGAUCUGGAGCAGCAGCAGCAACAUCAGGCACGACGGGGUCCAGCACGGAUCCUAAUACGCCGCGGGCGGACGAUAUCGUGCCCGGCUACGAUAGUUAUGUGACCAGCGAACUCACCCACGUGGCAGGACUGCUGCACACAGAGUUGCGAGAGGUUCAGAACGCCAUUGAUUCUGAUGCAACAGAAUCCAGUUCCGGCGGCGAGUCCGCCGAUGAAAUGGUCACCUACAACAAUACCCAGCAGCUAUCGUUACCCAUAACGCGACGCGCUGUUUGGCGCUACUCAAAAGAUCGGGCCGCCAUAGCUCUGCGAUGGUCGUGGCUCUGCUCUCAACUGGGCGACCUGGAGAUGAAAAUUCGCCAGUACGGUGACCUCUAUACGGAGCUAUCCCAGUCUAAAGGGGAAGUUCAGCUUGAGGUAACUGCCAGCCAGACACCGUUGACGUCGCCUGCGAAUGGCCUAAAGGAGGAGCCGCCAUCCGAUUGGCUCUGCAGCCGGGCCAGGCCUCUGGUGCUGUCCGAGUUUCGAAAGCGCAAACUCUUCCAGACCACCAACAUGCACACAAUUUCAAAGAAGGCGGCGCGACCCAGCAACAUCAAAUGCGGCUGCCAGUGGCCCCAGGUGCCUUGCACCCUGUGCACGGGUCGAGCAGAUCCCACAGCGCCCCGGGAGCUGAUCGAAACAAUGAUGCCCGCCAACCGGGUGGCCCUGGUCGAUGCUGGCUUUCAUCCGGUUCUCAGUUUUGCCAGCGAUGUUACCCAAUCUGUGCACUUGGAGGCCGUUGCCCGCCAGCCGGACUGGCAGUAUCGCGUCAUGCGCUCCCAGGCCAAGGCCAUUGUAAAAGCCAUGUGGAAGGCGGAGCGCGAGACGUUAGCCUCCGGCGGUAGCGGCGGACAUGCGGGCAGCCGCCGGUCGGGUGAUGCGGUCAAGCGGCGAUAUAUACGCCGCAAGGAGCGCAACAAUAACUCAAAUAAGGAGGCGGGCAGUGGAGCAUCAGCAGCAGGAGGAGGCGGUGGCAGUGGCGUCGGCGGAGGGGAUAGCGGAAACGGUACUGGUACUGCUACUACUACUUCUUCUACUACGCCUACUACAACGCCACUUGUGGCCAACACAGCGGCGGCAACGGGCAGGAAGCAGCCACAACAACACCCAACUGGAGUGAACAAUUCCAGAUCGCAGUGGCCAGACUCUCGCCAACGCCAACAACAACGCCACCACAGUCCCUCCUCAACCUCGAUCUCGGCACACAGCGGCGCUAAGAAGUCACGCAAAUCCACCAAUAACAACAGCAGCAGUUGCAAUUCCAUACAGCAGCAGCAUACAUCCGGCAGCAACAUCAACAAUCAUCACCUCAACGGCUACGGGGAUCAGUGGGGAGCAGAGCAGGGCAGUAGCAAGAGUCGUCGCAGCUCCUCGCCCACCCACAGUCAUCGAAACGAGAGAACCUCGGAACGCCGCAUUCGUCCCAUCUACGACAUCGACAACAUCGUUAUACCCUACAGCAUGGCCGCCCAGACGAGGGUAGAGAUUCUCCCCUACAAGGAGAUUCCAACGCCCAAGUGGCGCAUUGUUGACAGCGACAGUGAUAAGGCGAAGCAGUCGGCGGAUGAGUCAGCUGAGUGUAAACUCAGCAACGGCAGUGUCCCAGUAACAGCGACGUCAGACGAGCAGCUUUCCAACAAACAAACCGAAGCCCAAAGCCCUAAACAAGAACAACAGCUGUCGGAUGAGCAGCCUCCACAGGUCAACGGGUUAAGGCAGAAGGAGGCAGUCGUUAAGCACAAUAACAAUAAUAUUAUUAACAAUAAUAACAAUAAUAAGAAUGGACUGGUAAAUGGCAAUGCCAAGAAGGCUGAUCCCAAGACAGCGAAGCAGCACAAACUGGAUAAAAAGGAGGAGAAGGGAAAGAAGCCCAAGCUUAAUGGCAACAUUGGAAAAAAUCAAAAUGAUAAAACUGCCGAGAAGCUGACAGAAUCAACUGCUGAGAUAGAGCCACCACUGCCGAAGCGACCCAAGUUGGAAAAGUCCGUAGAUGAGGUAACCAAGCCUAAGGCCAAUGGUCAGGCGCCAGCGUCCCUCGUGGAAAUGGAGGAGGAGGAGUUCAUUGAGGAAGAUCUCUCCGAUGAGGCUUUCAUUGCAAGACAUCAACGCGCCCUGCUCGAGGAGCGUCGUCGUUUCGAGACGUUCCUAAAGUUUCCAUGGAGCACCAGAUCACGUGCGAAUCGCCGUGCAGAUAGUCGCGCUGAAUCGAGCGGUGCCAACACUCCGGAUCCGGCCUCACCAGCUCCGCAUCACGGUGGAGCUGGGCUAGACAACGAAAGCAUCCCCUCGCCGCUGGCCCAUCCGCUGGAAGGUUUCAACGAGAGCGGGGAGCUGAUAUCGGGCGGACAGUCACGUCAAGCCCGCCGUCGCACAACGUCCAGCAAGCUCAAGGAUCAAACGGAGCGGCGCAGCACCACGCCAGAUCUUCGAGAGGGCCAUGCGCUGAUGCAACAGCCUUCACUCUUUGAGCCUCUGGUCUUUCCACUCUCCGAGGAGGUCUAUCAGCGCUUAUUAGCCGAGACCUACGCAAUGUCAACAUCUACACCCAGCACGAAACGGGCCAAAACCAAAUCCGUGUCAUCUAACUGCGACGGAAGCAGCUUCACAGGAGCCGGAGGUAGCAGCAGUAGUCGGCGCAGCAGCAAGUCCAAGACCAAGCUGAAUAAUGGACAGCUUAAUGGCCAGAUCAAUGGGCACCCUAUGGCGGCGAAGAUAGACGGCACCGAGGAUGAUGGUGAAAGGGUUGUGGUGGAAGGAGGUGGUGGAAUUUCAGAGCCGGAAGAGGAGGAUGUACUGCUAGAGGAGGAGGACGAUGACUAUCCGAAGCAUCAUUUGGCGCCGCUCGACGAUGAGCAAGAAUCGACACCAGAUGCCGAGCUGAAUCUAUACGAUUCGGCCAUCGAUGCGUAUCUGGGAGAUCAGGAGGCUCUCGAGGAGGACAUGGCCGAGGAUCCCUUCGAGGACGACGACCCCAACGAUCCGGAGUGGAAAAAUCGGACCGAUGGUUCUCGCAGCAGACGCACCUAACAAAAAAACAACAAAGCCCAAAGGAGAUAACUCGUUUUCGUUAUUUAAGUUUUUUUUAAACGAUUCGUCAACUUUUAGAACACAAACACACAACACAGAAAUCAGCCUGCGCAGAGCAACAAUUUUAACUUGUUUUAAACGGAUUUGUUUGCACUCACAACAACAGCAUUGCCUACUGAAAGCAAUCAUCUAAGUUAUUUAGUUCUACGAUCCCGCAGAGAAAAGCAAACACACCACACAAAGGAAACGAAAAAACAAACAAUCUAAGAAAAACAAAAACACAAAACAAAAAACUUGAAAUAUUCAAUGUAAAUACAAGCUAAACACUUAGAGGUAAGCAAGUUAUUGAUAAAUGUAAUCUAAUUAAUCUGUAACCACUCGAACCGUGUUUGAGAUCAUCGAACGCUCUCACCACGACUCCACGUUGCUGUGUUGUGUUGUGGUGUGGUGGGGGUGUUCGGUUCGAAGGAUGGUCGUGUGACGGUUAAUCAGAAUCAGAAGAAACAAACCAACCCACUUGGGCUUCAAGCCAAAGUGAGCUAAGAAUUAAAAAUAGUAAUCUAUCUAUAUAUAUAUAAAUAUAAAAACACCCAUUUAAAUAUAUAUUAUAUAUGCAUAACAGACAUACAAAUACAUACGUGAGAAUGCCAAUAGAGCAGAGAUAGCUGAAGAUUUGAAAUGUAUUCGCACCUGCACGCAAAAGAUAUAAGAACUAAAAACAAAACCACGAUAAAUGUAAAUUGAUCCGCUUAAACCCUACUUCUAACAUGUAACAAAGAUGGCUGUAGGCCCCUUAAUUCUUAUUUUUGAAAAGUUUGUCAACUGUAUAGAGAGAUGGAGAGAGAAAUUUAGAGGAAGAGAAGUUCGGAAUGUGAAAGAAAGAUCGAUAUGUAUGUAAAUGUACUUUAGUUGCUUAGGCGUUUUCAUUUAUACCUUAAAAGUUAGUGGCUAAUUGUAGAAAUUAAAAACAUAAAAAAAAAACAAAACGGAAGCAAAACCUAGUGCGGCUAUGCCCGCAGAAAUGUUUAUUCUUAUUUACGUUUUUUUACUACCUACUUCGUAUGUAUGUUUCAUCGCAAAGCUAGAAACAAUAUUCAUUCGUUAACACUUAAAAAAAAAAAAAAAAA
Molecule: messenger RNA, 6226 nt
Organism: Drosophila serrata
Lineage: Eukaryota; Metazoa; Arthropoda; Insecta; Diptera; Drosophilidae
Gene: nsl1
Product: non-specific lethal 1
Cellular component (GO): NSL complex
Molecular function (GO): histone acetyltransferase binding
Source: RefSeq, a predicted model, not a curated record